UACAUCGUGUUGUCAUUGGAAGAAAGACCUCUGUCAACGGAAGAAACAGCGAUAGCGCGUUCUGUAAUUUCUUCCUCUUAAAAAUCCUUACUUUGCGAGAUAUUCUCUGAUGCACUCGCUUGGGUACGACCGACUGCCAAGGAAAACAGAGGACUAUGACUCGUAAAAGCACGAUUAGCCGCAUAGUAUUUCUUCUGCUCCCCUGGUUCGGCUACAGCUCAAACAGAUUGGUCAUCUUAAUUACCAGAUUGUUCUGGAUUGUUACAAUAGCGUUUAUCGAAUUCUUUCACUAUCUAUAUGUUUCGACGCACUUAAAUUCGGAGAAUUUUUUUAACCUCGUGGACUGCUGCAGUAGCUUUUUGGCACACGCCAAGGUAAUUACUAAGCUCGUUGCGUUCUGGAUCAACCAGCGAAAAUUCGAGGAGACGUUGGUGUUAAUUACGGAUGACUGGGAUGAUUGCGCUAAGAAUGACAUCGGCAUGCGCGUGAUGGCAGACAAGGCGAAAAUAUCGGCUCGCAUUACUAACACUAUACUCGUUCUCCAUACGAUGACCAUCGUUGCGUAUUGCCUGGGAGUCAUCAUCGCUGAUGCCGAUGUUACCGAUCAAACCAUCGAGUUGCCCUUUGUCAACAAAUUAGAGUUUCCCUUCAGUAUUAAUACGCAGCGGAUGUACAGAUUUGUGUUAAUCGCUGAAUUUGUGCACAUGAUUGUGUGUAAUUGGGCAGCUGGCGUUUACAACGCUAUACUUUUGUCAAUGGUAUUCCAUGUAGGUGGCCAAAUAGAUAUUCUGCAAUGUUGGAUGGCAGAGCUUACUUCAAACGAAAUGGAAAAUAAACCAGAAUCGAGCAUUAUCGCAGCAAACAAGAUCAUUCUAAAGCAUCAAAAAAUUAUUCAGUUUUCAGAAAAUAUAGAGAGCUUGUACACGUAUAUUGCGUUACUAUUAUUUGCAUCGAACACAAUGUUAAUUUGCUCCCUGGGUUUUCUCAUCGUAACCGCGGUUGGUACUGCCGAUGCUACGGAACAGAUUAUGAAAUGUCUUUUAUUCUUCACGAUAACGAAUCUGGAGGCAUUUAUAUUUUGCUACGCUGGAGAGUAUCUGAACAAUAAGAGCAGAGAGAUUGGAUUUGCAACGUAUAACUGUGCGUGGUACAAUUUCAAGUCUAAAGAUAGUCGUAUUUUGUUAUUUAUAAUUUUAAGAUCCCAGAGGCAAUUGACGUUAACAGCUGGGAAAAUGAUGGACCUCACCUUACAAUCCUUUGCGAGUAUUAUGAAUGCUUCGGGUUCCUACCUGUCAGUGUUGUUGGCGAUGCAAUGAACAUCACGUUCACCACGAUAACUUUUAAUCAAUAGUCGUGAAGCGUGUAUAAACAUGUAAAUAUGUCUUCACUAGUUACACUAACACACAUUGUAAUAGUGCGUAUUUUUCGAAAUGUUAUAUGAAAAUAAGAUAAUUUACGUAACUUGAAAUGUGACAUGGAACUAUAACAGAAAAUUCGCAAUGUAAGAAUGUAACACGCAAAGGUUGAUAUACAGACACGAAGUAAUUUUA
Molecule: messenger RNA, 1550 nt
Organism: Vollenhovia emeryi
Lineage: Eukaryota; Metazoa; Arthropoda; Insecta; Hymenoptera; Formicidae
Product: odorant receptor 4-like
Exons: 6
Coding region: 156-1316 (386 amino acids)
Biological process (GO): detection of chemical stimulus involved in sensory perception of smell; sensory perception of smell
Cellular component (GO): plasma membrane
Molecular function (GO): odorant binding; olfactory receptor activity
Source: RefSeq, a predicted model, not a curated record